Anguilla anguilla (European eel) is the source of this 2729-nucleotide messenger RNA. RefSeq names its product proton channel OTOP1-like. Gene Ontology annotation, molecular function: proton channel activity. The transcript has 8 exons. The record is from RefSeq and is a predicted model, not a curated record. NCBI's taxonomy places the organism in Eukaryota, Metazoa, Chordata, Actinopteri, Anguilliformes, Anguillidae. Gene Ontology annotation, cellular component: membrane. Gene Ontology annotation, biological process: inner ear morphogenesis; proton transmembrane transport. The coding region runs from base 279 to 2120 and encodes 613 amino acids.
AGUUAACAAUUUGUCAAGUUUAUUUAUGUGGGCGUGUAGCCUACAUGCUUCUGGAACCUAAAACCAGUUUAACGACUCUAUGAAGUGAUUCACUUUCCAAGAAAUGUAAAAUAAAGGGAUGGCUGGCAUCGUAAAUCCGUAGUUCUCACCGACACCUUGAUGUGGUUCUGUGGUUGUGGUCUACUGAAAUUCUAUAAGAUAGUCAAUUUAUUGUCGACGAGUCAGCGUGGAGAUAAAGACGAAGCGGGACUGAACGAAAGUGACUGGAUUGACCAAACAUGAAGGACUCUUUGAAGGAUUUAAAUAUCACGGAUCUGGCGUCCGUGGCAGAGAACGACAACUUGGUUAUCAUGUGCAUAAACAAGCAACGCCACAGUUCUUCGCCCUCCUCCACCGAGGAGAACGAAAGCGACAGAUUUAACAAGCGGAGAGUUAAACUGAUCGCGCAGGAUUUCCCGAGAAAGAGCGGGGAGAUUCUCAGUGGUCAGUACGGGAUUAAUUUGCUCCUGUUCGGAGGUGCGUUGAUGCUGGGCGUCUGGUACCACGGUCCCUCCGUCAAGGAAUGGCACUUGCAGUCAUUUAUCGUGACACUUAUGAUUAUUCAACUACUGUGGAUGCUAUGGUAUGUCGUUCGAAAGGACCGACAGAAAAAUUCCCUUCCAGAAAAGGAUUCGCACGCCGGAACGCGCUGGCUAAGAGGUGGGCUGACAAUUCUUGCUCUGCUUUCCCUGAUCAUGGAUGCUUUUCGCAUUGCUGUUUACGUGGGUUAUAAAGAAUGCCUAUCGCCCACAUUGGUAGUUUAUCCUGUCCUCCACGUACUUCACACAGUAUCACAGGUGUAUUUCCUUUGGUUUCACAUCAAGGACGUGAUUAAGACUUUUCAGACCUUUGAAAGAUUCGGAGUGAUACAUGCCGUCUUUACGAACUUGCUUCUAUGGUGCUAUGGGGCGAUGUCCGAGUCCCGGCACUUUCUGGAAGCCCAUGAAAAACGCUUGGCUGCACUGGGUUUUAUCAACUAUACAGGAGGACACGACAAGCUGCAUUGUGAGUGUACCAUCAGUGCUUGCUCCAUGUUCUCAAAUAGCCUGUACUACCUGUUCCCCUUCAACAUUGAGUACCACAUCUUUGUCUCCGCCAUGCUGUUCGUCAUGUGGAAGAACAUCGGCCGCACCAUCGAGCCCCUGCACAAGAGGGUGAGGCACAGGCCGAAGUUCACAGGGCUGGUUUUGGGCCCCGUCCUGGGCCUGGUGGCCCUAGCCGCCUCCAUCACCGUCCUGGUGAUAUACCUCAUCCAGGUGGAGGAAUCACUGGAGACCCACAGGGCAGCCAUUUCCAUGUUCUACUGCCACGGGAUCACCAUGCUGGCCUGCAUGUGCACGGCGGGAAUCAUCGGCUUGGUCCUUUACAGGAUAGACAAUCGGCCCCUGGACGCCUCCAAGAACCCGUCGCGGAAGUUGGACACUGAGCUGCUGUUUGGCUCAUCCCUGGGCACCUGGCUAAUGUCCUGGUGCAGCAUAAUUGCCGCAGUAGCUGCCCAUAAUAACCCAAGGUACCGCUGGAUCAUCCUGGCCUACUCUCUCCUGCUUAUCCUGGAGAAGUACGUCCAGAACCUCUUCAUCAUCGAGUCGCUGUACCGCCAGCAGGAGGCCAUUGAGGAGGCAGAGGAUGAGGACGAGGAGGAAGAGGCACCUUCCGGAAUAUUCUCUGUGUCCUCCCAGGUUCCACCCCGCAGUGGCAUCGUCAACAAGGGCUUUGUGAACCAGGAGAAUGUGUACAACUCCUUGGACCGCAAUCAGAUGAAGAAUGGGACUAUGGUCCACUCCAUCCAGGAUCAGGAGCACCACCAAGUGCCUGCACUACAUGUAAUUCAAAGUAGGGUGGGAACGCAAGACAGGACGAGGCUAAUUCUGAGGAACAUCGCCAUAUUCUUGUUCCUGUGCAACUGUUCGCUGUGGCUGCUGCCGGCGUUUGGCUGUCGGCCCCAGUACGACAACGGGAUGGAGCAAGAGAUCUUUGGAUUUACCAUUUGGACCAUGGUGCUGAACUUUGCCAUGCCCCUCAACCUUUUCUACCGCAUGCACUGUGUGGCUUCUCUCUUUGAAGUAUUCCAGCAUGCGUAAGCUAAGUCUGCUCACAAAAUGCACAAAAAAACAUGUACCACUCUACCACUGCCGGGUUUUAAAUGGGAAUAUCUCCUCAUUGUGACAGGUAGUUCUGAAUAUGGUGGGUUUACUGGUGGUGAAGUUCACAUUUUUGUUUUCAAAAAAUGAAAUGUAAAAUAUUAUUGGGCAUCAUUGUUAGAAGUGUGUUACAGAUGACUGCUGGUUUGCCCAUCCCAAUCAACCACCAUUCUUGUAUGCGGAUGGAUAUCAUAGUCUGCUGUCCAAGUUGGGCCCUGCCAGUACAGGCUGUGACCUCUACCGACAGGGACCUGCAGGGCAGGACGCAAUUGGCCUGAAGGGAGGGAUCACAGUUGGGUGGAACUAUGUGACCCAUUACUGUAACCCAACUUUUGGUCAGUCAGGCACCUUCAGUUUUCCUGAACAAGAUGCACAUUGGUGUUCUCCUCUAACCCAGCCAGUGUCUGUGCCUAGCUGGUGGUCAGUGCAGUGUCUACUAUUCACCAGUGUGAUUACAUGUAUUUUAGAGGAGAGUAUGCAUGUGUUUGUCUACACCAGUGGUUCCCAAACUCGGUCCUGGGCCCCCCACUGUGUAUACUGGUUUUCGUU